CAGUUUUCCUUUUUUCUUAUGGAGCUAGAAUGUCCACAUUAGUUUGUUGUCCAUGAUGUGUUGAAGACUCCCACUGGAUUAAAUUCGUCCAAUGGACCCUUGAUUAAAACCCAAAAGUGGGCCAUUACCACAAUCCUUUUGGGCCCACACACUAUCUGAUGUGGCUGGACACAUGGUUGUCCCCACAUGAGUGGACAUCCAUAGCUAAGCGCAGUUUUCCAAUAUGGAUAUAAUCAUCAAUAUGUGCAUGAUAAUGAAUGGAUAUGACCAAUUUCUAGACUUGGAAAAUCCAAAAAUCCUCACAACACUAAAUAUGAAAUAAUGAUGAGAGAAUUUUGAAAUUUGGAAAGUAGUGGAACAAACUAGAACAUAAGAGACAAAAGAUGAAGGUUGUCCAAAAAAGGAAAGAGGAGAGAAAAUCUAUCCCUCUCCCUCUUACACUCUGUAUGGACGCCCCCUCCUAGUGUGGUAUUUGUAUGUAUGGCGGCCUUUGUGGGGCCCGCCACAUGGGCCUCACCUCGAAGAUCUACCCCUUCCAUCUCUCUUUCUCUUUCGCGUGCUUGGUCUGUCCAUAUUCUCCUUUCCUCGAGUGAUCCAUAAUGCAUCCUUGAAUUUUAUUAAUGGUGCGACUUGAUGACCCUAGAUGUAUCUGUGCAAAUUGACAUCCCAGCUAAUCUGGGCCAUCUAAGAUGCUAUUCAUGAUGAGAUCUAAAAGAAACAGAAGAUUAUAACCAACGGACCAUCGAUGGCAAUCGUAUACAUUUAUUUUCUCACAACCAUACAUACAUGUAAUUUUCCAAUUAAAUCAUCAAAUCCACACCGUUUACUUCGUGUUAAUUCAUGUAUGCCUAGAAUUAUAUCUGAUUUGAUAUUAUAUUGUAUCUUAUCCAAUUCAUGCACUCUUUCACUUAAGGGGUAUUUUUUGUUUACCACUAAAUUUAGAUGGGAGAACAUACUUAGACCAAAUGAUGAUUAAGUUAAAUGUGUGGUCACAACAUUCUUUUCUAAUGCUAGUUGUUAAUUUGAGGGAAGUUACUAAUUCUUUUUCUAACUGAAGUUAUGGCCUUUGAUUGAGUAAAAUGGCAGAAAAGGAUUCAUGUAGCCAACCCCAAUUAGUUGGGAUAAGGCUUGGAUGAUGAUGAUGAUGAAGUUGCUAAUUCUUUUACCAUUUCCACGAGUGUUUCAGUUGACUACGAGUAUACCAAUAGAAUCUACUUGGUUCUUGAGUUCAUGGACCAUUCUCUGGAAGGACUUUUAAGUUGCCGAAAGGUGCGAUUUGCAGUUCCACACAUCAAGUGCUAUAUGAAACAGCUCUUGGAAGGACUCUGUUACUGUCAUGCUAAUUGAGUACUUCAUCGUGACAUCAAAGAAGGUAAUAUUCUAAUCAAUAAUGAGGGAAUUUUAAAGCUUGCAGAUUUUGGCCUUUCACGCUGGUGCCCCAGCGAUGACAGCAAUGAACCAAACAAGGACAACACCAAACUUACAUUUGAGGUUAUUAGUUUGUGGUAUAGACCUCCAGAGUUGCUGCUUCAGACUGACGAGCAUUGUGACUAUGGCCCAGCUAUUGACAUGUGGUCUGCUGGCUGUGUUUUCGCAAAGCUGCAUGGAAAACGAGUCAUGGAAGGGAAAGACAAGGCAGAUCAAAUGUAUAAAAUUUGGGAUUUGUGUGGAUCUGCUAAUGAAUUCAACUGGCCUGGGGUUUCCAAGUUGCCAAAGUAUGAUGAAUUCAAGCCGCUAAAGCCAAUGAAGAGAUGUGUUAGGGAGGUUUUGAGUGAUCUUGACCCCUAUGCUUUGGAGUUACUGGACAGAAUGCUGACUCAUGAUCCAUCUAAGAACUGCUUGUGUUUGAAACAUCCAUGCGAUUCUAUGCAGAGGAUAUCAGCGAAAGAAGCACCUGAAGAGGCUUAUUUCUCUACUGAUCCUCCUCCAAGCGAUCCCAAGAGCUUACCCAAAUAUGAAUCCUCGCACGGGUCCUGGGUUCUGUCUGGCAAAGAUUCCAGUGAUGGUGGGCCCCACCCGGAUCACAAAGUUCAAGGGAGAGGAAGCUGCACCAGCAGCCCAUGCACAUCACAGGGGCAUGUCCUACAAACUGAUGCAAGCAGUACACAUGAUGCCAGUCCUGGAGCAGUUGGUGACAGUUAUGGAGUCAAUGCUCGACCAGCACCAAGGUAAUCCGGACGGUCUUUGAUCUAUUCCUCAUGGUGGCUGAAAUGUUGGAUGGUCAAGAUUGAGGUGGAUAAGUGGCUUUUAUGCAUAAUUGAGACAGGAUUUUCUGCUAUAAUAUGUUUACGAAGGUUUGUUAAUUGUUUCAUUCAUGGGAGGAAAAUAAAGAUGUUGAUGGGAUUCGUUUGGAUUCCUAAGGAUUGAUGCUGUAUCAUGCAUAAACAGUAAUAAUAAUAGUAAAAAUUCAUUUGAAGAGGGACU
Molecule: messenger RNA, 2424 nt
Organism: Magnolia sinica
Lineage: Eukaryota; Viridiplantae; Streptophyta; Magnoliopsida; Magnoliales; Magnoliaceae
Product: cyclin-dependent kinase C-2-like
Exons: 8
Coding region: 1570-2172 (200 amino acids)
Biological process (GO): positive regulation of transcription elongation by RNA polymerase II; protein phosphorylation
Cellular component (GO): cyclin-dependent protein kinase holoenzyme complex; nucleus
Molecular function (GO): ATP binding; cyclin-dependent protein serine/threonine kinase activity; RNA polymerase II CTD heptapeptide repeat kinase activity
Source: RefSeq, a predicted model, not a curated record